Messenger RNA from Rhopilema esculentum, 5368 nucleotides. RefSeq names its product TATA element modulatory factor. The record is from RefSeq and is a predicted model, not a curated record. Lineage: Eukaryota; Metazoa; Cnidaria; Scyphozoa; Rhizostomeae; Rhizostomatidae. Gene Ontology annotation, cellular component: Golgi apparatus; endoplasmic reticulum.
ACGGUAUCAGGAGCUAAUGAUGAAAAACUUCACACGAUAAUUUUAUUGCACAGAGCAACGGAGAACGAUGGAACGAGGACACUUUGGCAGGCAGCGUUUGUCACCUUGCUACGUGGAGACAGCAACAACUACAUUCCUACAACCAACAACAAAAUGGAUGGAUUGAUGGACGGAGCUACCGGUGUUCUCCUUGAAGUAAUAUCGAUUGUCGAGUGAAAUUUUUAUCGAAUAAGCAUCUUGAAGUAACCUGGAUACAUUUUUUUCUGUAUAUAAAGUGCUCAGAUGAACUGCAAUGUCGAUCGACUGGGGUUCAAACGCGAUUUAUUUUGGCCUAGAUACAUAAACAUGGCCUAACACAAUCACAAAACAGGACCAUCCUCGAGUUGAUUAGAUUUUGUCACUUAUGUCUAUUCUGGAUCCGAAUUUAAAGCAGUCUGAAAAAACUUUGAUAACAGAUACUCUUACCCUUCGAAUCUCCAUUCAAACGAGAGAAAGGAAUACUAUAUCUUACAGCUAUGAGUUGGUUUAAUACGUCCGGGUUUUCAAACUUGGCGAAGUCCGCUAUCUCACAAGCACAGAAGUCUAUCGACAAAGUUCUGGAUAUUAAAGAUGAGGAUACAACUGAAAGAAAGCAGCCAAAACGAAGCGAUAAACUAUCUGCCUUGCCGAAGUCGAGCAGUUAUUCAGAAAGUUUGGUAACGAAAUCAAAGAGCUCCAACGAAUCAUUGCCAGAUUUGAAUGUUGAAAGGAAAUCUAAAAAGUACGAGACUAACAGUAAAGAUCAAACAAGUGAAAAAACCCAAGAAGAUGACCCAUUUUUUGCUUCUUUUUUGGGAGGAAGCAAACAGUCAACUCCAAAAGCAAACAAAACUCCAAGCGUGAAGCUAAAGAGUCUACAGACUACCAAGGACAAUGAGACAAAAACAUCUGAUUCAGUUAACAUCUCUGAUCAGUUUGUUGAUGAUUCUAAGACUAAUGGAAAUACUCCCAACUCUAAAGAAGCAAUAAAGAAUGAAGACAACUUAGCAGUUAUAAGCAUAAAGAGUAAAGAUACACUGUGUGAUGUAAAUAACAAAAAGCAUGAAAAUUCUAGAGAUUCGGAUGCAACUGAAGGUUUGCAGAUGUUGACAUACACAAAAGAAGAUCAAAAUUCUAAUGAAAAAGAAAAUACCACAGAUAGAGCCGAUGAUAGCAAAACAGAAUUGAAUAAGCCCCAAGAACCUUCAACAGAACCAAAUCUUAAAACCUCAGAUUCAGAUAUUGAUGUAUCUGAUGACUUAAAACAAGAUCUGUCAACAACAUUUAAUUUAGAAGAAUCAGGGGUAGUUAAAAGUGAUUUAUCUCAGAAUUCCCUGAAUUUAGAUAAAGAUUUUGAUAAUACAGCAGACGAUGGAGAAGAAAAUGACUCUAUAGAUGGCUCUAAUUCAGUUAUUGAAGCUUCAAGUGAACAGGAAAUUGAAAAAAGUGACGGGCCAGACAAUGAAUCUAGGAAUGACAUAAUUGACCCUGAAUGUUCUACUUUAAAGGAGCAAGGAAUCAACAUUGCAGACUCUGUGUUGGAACAAAAUGAUGACUUUGGCACUGGCAAUACUGUUUCUACUGAAGAGACUGAAAAUUCAAAUGUAAGUAGUAUUGCAUUUGCAACCGAUGAAACAGACAGCAUUAAAAGCAUAACUGGAGGUCAAGAUGACAAACUUACUGUACUUGAUGAUCUUGAUGUCAACAAGCCUGCAGCUCCUGACAUUGAGCGAGAAGAACAAUAUGAUAAUCUGUUGACUAAUAGCGGCAUACAAAUGAAGGAGAAUCAAAACACAAAGCCAUUAAGCCUGAUUUCUGCAUCAUGUAAUUCAGCAGAGUCAAAUGAAGUUUCUAAGAAGCAGGCUGAAGAAGCAGAAAAUCUUUUAAGACAAGAUAUUGCCACAAAGCAAGAUUUAAGUGAACCAGAUUGUAUUGAAACAAAGGAAAUUGAAGGGGACCAUGAUAGCAAACUUGGUUCUUAUGAUGGAAAAGAAGACCAACCAAAGUCAGACUCAAAUGAAGAAACUGCCUAUCUUCAGCAGGAAGUGAAAAGACUGAAGGAGCUUGUGGAAGCAAGAGAGUCAAAAAUGGUCACUCUCAGUAAGGAAAACAUUGAUCUUCAAGAGACUGUGUCAAUAUUGAAAAACCAAUUAGAGCAAGCCGAACAGGCCACACAAGUGGAUGACUCAAUGAUAUUGGAAAUGAGGGAUGAAUUUUCUAAAAGGAUUGGAGAACUGAAUACAAAAUUGAAUAAAACAACCAAGGAAAGAAACGAAUUUCAGAAAGAGCUUGAAGAGAAAACUGAACGACUGACAAAAGAGCAAGAGCAGCUUAUUCACGACUUCAGGGCGGCUUUGGAGGAAAAGGAAGAACAAAUUGCUGGUCUCUUGGCUGAAGGUGAAGCGUUGUCCAAGCGAGAGCUAAAAAGCAACAAUGCUGUCAAAAAAUUGAAGCUGAAGGCAAAAGAAUUGGAAAAGAAAGCUGACGCAUUUGAAAAAGAAAAUGAGGACAAGGAGAAGGAGUUGAAAAGUCUGAAAGAGACGCUGAGUGACAAGCUUGAGCAAGAGAAGACUUUACAAGAUCAACUGAAAAAGUUGGAGAUAAUCACAGACCAACAGGAAGAUGAAAUUUCAAAAUUAAAAGAUCAGUUAGAUGACGCAGAAGAUAAAAUGAAAGGAAUGCAAACUACAUUAGAUUCCGGUUAUUUGGAGAUCAACAGAUUGAGUGUAGAGAAAGCCAACAGAGAAUCAGAAAUUGAGGAAAUAACUUUGUUAAAAAGUUCUAAAGAGGAACUAGAGAAGAAGAUAAUUGAAAUCGAAAAUGAAGCGAAUUUAGAGAAACAGGAGAACCAAAAUCAGAUGGCAAGUUUGCGAUUGAUAAUUACAAGAACUGAACAAGCGGCUGCCCGCCGUGAAGAUCAUCUGCAGCUUGAAAUAAAAGAUCUUCACCAGAGAAUAGAAGAGGCAGAACUACGUAACCAAGAGCUUUCCCAGAGUAUCGCUACAGCUUCAAGACCACUUUUACGUCAAAUCGAAAACCUUCAGAGUAGCCAUCAUAACCAGGCUGCUAAUUGGGAGAAAAUCGAGAAAAGCUUCAGCGAGAGACUGGCCUCUGCUCAGAAUCAGCUGGCAAUUGUCUCUGAGAAGGAGCGAUCUGCAGUCGAGUUUGCAAUGGAGAUAAAGUCACGUGUAAAUGCUUUGGAAAUGCAAGUGAAAACUUUACGCCAAGAAAAAGCAAAGCUUUCAGAUGAUCUUCAGGAAAAAAUUGAGGAUUCAAAAAAUAUAGAAGAGAAUUUGAAUAGAGAAAAGAAAAAGUAUGAAGAUUUCAGUAACAAUUUUAGGAAGACUUUGGAAGAGCUGCAAAACGAAAAGAUGUAUAUCGAAAAUCAACUGAAUGCAGAACGAGCGAAGCACGAGACUGAGUUAUCACGAAUGUCAACUGAAUAUAGGGCAAAUAGACAGUUGUCUCGGCAAAAUAGCUCGAAUGCAGUAAGUUUACACCAAACGAAUAAUAAACACGGAGAGAGAAACACACAGGAAGAUGACCUCGAGCACGAGACGCUUGCUAAGACAACACGUUCACGAACCAGCAGCUCGAGUAGCUCAUCAAACGUGAUUGAGACAACCAACCGAGGCGCGUCAACAGCAAUCAUGGAGAAACUGCAAACGCAAUUGCGGCAAAAAGAUGGAGAGCUGCAGCUACUCAAGGAGGAAAUUACUGCGUUGCAGAAAACAAGAGCUUCUCUUGCACAAGAAUUGGUCGACCUUGCAAAUUUGGUUGAAGAUUUGCAAGACAAGCUGAAUGACUCUAAUGAGAUGAAAGAAAAUUAUAAAGCACUAGAAUCCAGGUACAAUGCAGCGCUGCAAAUGUAUGGGGAGAAGGCGGAAGAAGCUGAUGAACUUAGAAUGGAUCUUGAAGACAUAAAACAGAUGUACAAGCAACAGAUACAGCAAUUGAUUGGCGAGAGGUAACAAUAGAUAGUCACAUGACUGUAGGUGAUCCCACAAUGCAUUGCUGCAAAAAAUGGUGUCUGUUUUGCUGGGGAAGUGGAAUUUUGUGCAAACAGACAAUAUAUGUUAGCAAAAGAAUUUAUAUAGAUGAUAAUUAAUUGAAAUAUUAGGGAAUAUUUAAUUAUAGUUUAAAUAUUUUGUAAAUGUUUUAUCAUAGUUGUCUGAUUGUGCUAAUUUCCUAUCAAGUGGCUGCUCACAGAGAGGUCUAAGGUGAGGUUUUCAGUCCGCCGCCGUCAAUGAUAUUUUUCGUAUUGAGCAAUAUUGAUAUAAAACUUUGGCUCUUCGAUCCACGUUUUACGCAAAUGUUCACGGAUCGUUACAGCUAAAUUUCUCUCGAUAUGAAUAAAGCAAAUAUAACUAAGUGAAUUGUCUGAUAUCAUCCGCUAUAUUGCUACUUCAGUUUAUAGUCGUUUAAAGAUUUCACUAAAAUUCAGAGUUUCCUUGUUGCUUAACAUUUUCCAAUCAUUUUAGAUCUUCUGUUUGAUAAGUCUGAAAUCUUUGUUCAGUGAUGUCUUGAAAUAGGCCAAAGAGGUCAGAAUCUCACACUUUGUAAACUGAGAAGUAUUUGGCGCAAACUACCCUAGAAUAAUGUGCUAGAUACACUCCCCUCACGAAAGUAUCCGGACAGUUUCGAAUUCAGUUGCGAAUCUGUUGUUAGAGAAAUUUGUUUACAAAUUUCAAAGUCAGUUUUCAUGGAAAUAUUUUUAUCAAUUUCCUCGAAUUUUUUCUUAAAGUUGUUUUGGCCUUUAAUUCAUUUAUUCGUCGAAAAAAAGUAAUCUUAUCGAUAUGUAAGCAAUUUGGCUUUUAUUGGCCCAUUUUAACUGAGUCCAAGUCACCUGACUUUGCUGUUCUCCGCUUAUUUGACAUCAGUUGAUUUGCGUAAGGCUUGUAGCGCAAAGGUUUCUCAUUUUAACAAAAAAUGAUAACAGAUAAAAAACGCAGAAGUUUUGCCGCAUUUUGGUGUUCUGGUUUUUUUUGGAAGGGUUUCUGAAAAAAUUAUUAUCACUAAGUUAAAAUGUCCUUUUCGCCAACCUAAUUUUGUUUUUGUCUGAAAGCGCAAUCGAUCUUCGAACUGUCCGGGUACUUUCGUGAGGGGAGUGUAUAUUCUACUUUUUCCUGCUAUCUCAAUAUUCCUCAACACGAGCGACGUGUUUUAGCAGAAUUGUAAUAAAAUUGCCCCUAGCUUAUGGAUUUUUGAGGAUUUUCUAAUGAUCGUUGCAAAGUUUUUCCUUAUUUAGCUAAAAAAUCCAGAACUCUGGACGUUUCACUUCCUUCUAAUCUAUUGACCCCUUUCUAUCUUUUUACAAUUCACUUAAACUCCAUUAUGCAUAAGGAUUUAA